Microplitis mediator is the source of this 3253-nucleotide messenger RNA. It is a transcript of the gene Ogg1, whose product is annotated as N-glycosylase/DNA lyase. Lineage: Eukaryota; Metazoa; Arthropoda; Insecta; Hymenoptera; Braconidae. Gene Ontology annotation, biological process: nucleotide-excision repair; base-excision repair, AP site formation; base-excision repair. Gene Ontology annotation, molecular function: damaged DNA binding; 8-oxo-7,8-dihydroguanine DNA N-glycosylase activity. Bases 2169 to 3248 code for a protein of 359 amino acids. The record is from RefSeq and is a predicted model, not a curated record. Gene Ontology annotation, cellular component: nucleus. The transcript is spliced from 2 exons.
ACUGAAGUUUCCAGUUGCUAUUGUGAAAACUACCGUGGUUCUGAUAUUUUUCAGAUCAUCUGAGUUUUUUUUUUUUUUUUUUUUUUUUAAAUGAUCGGUCCUGAACAUUCAUCAUUUCUCAUCAAUAAGUACUUGAUUUAAAUCAGAAGCUUAUCUACAUUGAUCAGGUAUUUCUCUGAUGGGUACACAGUUGAAUAGUAAUCAAUUGGACAUCAUAAAAUAUUUUUUUAGUAGGCAAUAGAACACUCUGCAAUAACUUUUGUAUGCAAUUAGAAUAUAUAUUUUUUAUUUUUGUAGGCAAUAAAGUUUGGUAGGCAACUGAGCAGUAAGAAACUGAGCAGUAUGUAUUUAUUAUGUACGAAAAAAUAUUGUAGACAUUUGAUACAGUCGGCAAAAAAAUUGUAGGCAACUGAUGUCUUCCCAAAUAAAUAAUAAUGAAGCAAUCGUCAUAUAUUGUUUGAUAAUAUGUAAAAUAUUUUUUCCAUUUAAAUUAUAAAAGAUAGUUAAUAAAAAUUUUAAAUAAUGGUUUUCUUUUUGAGAUAAAUAUAAAAAUUACAAAGCAAAAAUAUCAUGGGAAACUAUCAUUAGAUAUAUUAAUGACAGUAUUUGUAUGAUUAAAUUGAAUUAUUUGUAGUCUAUAAUUAUAUUAACAAGUUAAAGAUAUUUUUAAGAUUUCGCGCCUUUUGAUCUCCGAACCAAAUAUCUCCGAUCAAUUCUCUGAACACUAUAACUUUUUAUUAUUUUUAUAACUUUUUAUGAAAAUGUUAUAAAAUCUUUUUUACAAGAAUAAUUUAAAACAAGUCAACACAUGCACAUGGUUGAAAUUCGAAUAUGCCCUUUUUUACACAUUUAUGUAUGAGGCAGUAAAUAAUGUGAUUGAUUCUCUAGAAAUUUUGUCAGAUAUCAAGUUCAAUAUCCUGAAGAAGAGUCUAAGGGACAGUAGACUUUUAGAAUAGAAUUUCCAAACUCCAAUAAGUCAUUUAUACAAAAUGACCCCAAAAAUAUAAUUUUUUAAUUAGUUAAUGACUACUCAAAAUUGGUUAUUUUUUUUGGUGGGUCUCUAAAAGCAUUCAAGAAGUCAAUUUGAGUGGAAAUGGAAAAUAGAGUGAAGGGAAAGUGUUAAAUAAAAAAAUUAAAAAAAUUUCCACCAAGGAACAUUACGCUUGCAAUCGUUAUGUGCCUUUUUUUCACAAAUUUUAUGUGUAUGUUAUCACAAAAAUAUAUCAAUGUAUUUGCUUGUUAUCAGAUGCACGAUAAAAUAUAUUAAUAAUUUAACAGAAACAGCCGAAGUAUCUAAAGGACGUUGGCAACCACAAAAUUAAACGUUUUAAUUGUCAGAAUAUUUUGUUCGGGGAUCAAAACGCGCGUUACCGUUUUUAGAAAAUGGCCUCCACUUUUUAAAAAUAUUCAAUGGCUUUAAUAUUGAAAAAAUUAAAGCAUUAAUUGAAAAAAGGAUAACGUAAUUAUAAUUUCGUCGAUAUAUAAAUUUAAACAAAAUUAGUUACAGUUGUUAUCAAUUGGGAGUCAAACGAAAUUUGAAAAUUGGAAUUACAGAGGACAUGAAGAUUUUACUGGAAUUUAUUUUCUAAAUUUCCUAAUUGAUAUCAACUGGACGUAAUUUUUUUUAAAAUCUACCUUUCGGCGAAACUGCAACUUCGUUAUUCUUUUUUCAAUUAAUGAAUAACUUUUUUUUCAAUUAAUUAGUAAAAUUUUAAUACUGACAGUUGUCAUUGAAUCUUUUUAAAUAGUGUGAGCUAUUGUCUAAAUACCUUUAAUGAUCAUAACAAUAAUUAGUAAUUAAUAUUACAUAUCAUAAAUUAUCAUGGGGUAAAAGCAGGCGUCCAUAAAGUCAAGCAAUAAAUUAUUAAUUCAAGUACUUUUUACAUUAUCAUUAUUAUUAAAUAUAAAAUUAAUUAAUAUAUGAUUUGUCUAUAAAUGAAUUUAAGAUUCUUGUAUUUUCUUUUCUUUAAUAAAUAAUGAUUUUUUAUUUUAAAAAAUUCUAAUUUUUAAAGCUUAAAAAUUUUCCGCCUCAACGAAACUCGCGCCGUUAUUGGCAGUGGCCGCUUUUAUCAGUUUUAUUUUAUUAUUGUAAGAAAUAUAAUAUUUGUAAAGAGAUUAAUAAUUGUAAUGAUUCUAAAUAAAUAAAUAGAAUUUUAUUGAAUUAUUUUAUGCAUAAAUGUCACAAAGUUUGUUGUAAUUUAUUCAAAAAAACAGUUUUAUAUGAUUAUAACCUCAAUAAAUAUUUUUCAAUGGCUAAAAUUAUCAACAAAACAAAAAUAACUGGAAAAAUAGUUUGUGAUAAACGUGAACUAGAUCUUGGAAUAACUUUGAAAGGUGGUCAGAGUUUCAGAUGGACAGCAAUAGAAAAUGGAAAAAAAUACCGAGGAGUUUUCGCCGGAGAAGUUUGGACACUUCAUCAAGAUGACCAUCAAAUUUAUUAUAAAACCCACGGAUCAAAGCUAAAAAAUUCACUAGAUUGUGAAAACGAAUUAACAAAAUAUUUUAAUCUUCACGUAUCCUUGAAAGAAAAUUUAGAAAAUUGGUCGUCUAACGACAAAAACUUUGAAAAAUUUUCAAAUAUCGUCGAUGGUGUCCGGAUAUUAAACCAAGAUGUAGUAGAAAAUACUUUCUCAUUUAUUUGUAGCGCGAAUAAUAAUAUUGUCCGUAUAACUGGAAUGGUAGAAAAAAUGUGUCGGCAUUUCGGCAAGAAAAUUUGUCAAUUAAACAAAGAAUGGUACCACGAUUUCCCAACAAUCGAAUCUCUUGCACAGGACAAUGUUCAGUCAUUAUUAUCAACUGAAGGAUUUGGCUACCGCGCUCCAUAUAUUCAUAAUACAGCUAAGAAAUUAGUCGAGCUCGGAGGCCGGAAGUGGCUGGAGAGUCUCCACAAGCAGCAUGGAGCCGAGUAUGAAACUGCAAGACAAGCGAUUCAAGUUUUACCGGGAGUGGGACCUAAAGUCGCUGACUGCAUUUGUCUGAUGUCAUUAGGGCACUUGGAAUCUAUUCCAGUUGACACGCAUAUCUAUCAAGUUGCUCGAGAAACUUAUUUGCCGAAUCUAAAACAAGUUUCGUCAGUAACUCCAGCGAUUUAUCAUGACGUCAGUCGUCACUUACGAACCACGUGGGGCCCAUUGGCUGGUUGGGCACAAGCUGUAGUUUUCUGCACGAGAAUAAAAGACAACUCGCGUAAAAAAAAGACUGAGAAUGACGUCAAUGAUAACUCUAGUAAAAAAUUAAAAAAAAAAUAGUAAUG